CCAUAUAUCUACAAAAUGAUCACUGAAAUUAUAGCUUAUGUUCUUAUUCCAGUGUUACUUGUGUCCGCCAUUUGCGGCGUCCACUCCACAUCCAUUCCAUCCAACUCGGCCGAGCUGGACAAGUCGGACAGUACGUUGGAACCACCGCUGCUCAGCACGCUGGAAAGCAAGUUGGAUAGCGAGCUAGAUACAGACAAUCUAAAACAAUCCGUGCUGGAGAGCGUGAAGAUACUUCUGGAGUCUAAGCUUUCCUCUUUGGCUAGGAAUGGAGAUCACGUUGGUUCGGAUGGUAUUACAAAACAACGAUCCUUCAAACCGAAAAGCAGGUUGCGUCCGACUUCAAAUCGAAAAGAAAAGACAAAUCAGGAGUCAAACAGUUCAGAAGAUUCACAUAAUUCUGAAUUCAUCAAAGUGUUGACAGACGACUCUAACCAAGACCCUGGUGAUGAAGCUUUAAGAGAAGCUGUAGAUGAGCUGCUAGAAGAAAACAAAACAGACGAAAACAAGGAUGAGGUGAUUUUAGACGAUAGCACACAAGAUCCAGAAGAAUUAAAAGAUUACAAUAAUGACGAAAAAAUUAGCAAAGAUGCUUAUGGUGAUAUUACUACGCAAGUCACGAAAAACAGUAAAAAAUAUAGAAAAGACAAUAAAAUAGACCACAGAAAAAAAAGUAAUAGUGUGAUCGUAAAACCUUUAAUAAAAAUGUUCAAAAAUGAUGAUAGAAAUAAACUUAAGGUUAUCUCAGAUGAAAAGUUGAAAUCUACGUUAAAAGACAUUGAUUAUGACGUAGAACAUGCAAAUGAUGCCGACGGUAUAAGCGCAAACCGGAAAUCUAAGGAAGUUAGAAAUAAUAUGCUUUUAAAUCGAGGAAAUAGAUACUGGAAAAGAAAGCCAUAUAUCACGAAAUAUUCACAAAAACCACACAAAGUUGAUAAUUUAAAAAUUGGAGAAAGCAGUAACGUUGAUGGAAUAAAUUUCGUCAGUUAUAACGAAAAACCGGUAGAAAUGGAAACACCUACAAGCGUUCAUCAAGAUAAAAAUGGCAACAAUGAUAAAAUAAACAUACUAACAAACUUGGCUAAUAAUAACGUUGAUUUUAAACGAAAAUUGUUGACAAAUAACCUUAAACAAAAUAGUAAAAACGACAAGGACCUAAUCGAUUUCAGUGAAUCAGAAAUAAAUUAUCAAGAUAAUAUCCCAGAUAAAUUAAUAAAAGAAGAUAUUGAAACGGAAAUUAAUGAAAACCAAAACCAAGAACUAAUCUAUCACAAAGAAAAACCUAAACAAAAACUUGACAAAAAUUACAGUAAUUAUCACCGUAUUGGCCGUGACAAACUCGAGAAAAACAAUAAUGAUAAACAAAAAGAAAACAGUAACAAUGAAGAAUUAAAUGAUAGCGAUAAAUUUGAUGAUAAUAACGAUAUAAACAAAAGCAUCGCUUAUGAAGAGAAAAAACCUGAUUUUCAGUUGAAAGAUUUUCUUAUAAAUAAUAAAAUUAAAGCAGUAAAGGUUCAACCAGAUGAAAGAAAAGAUGACAAACGUAUUGAAGAAAACAUUAAGUUUGGGAAUGAAGAAGAUAUAGCUGAAGGAGAUGAUGAUGUAACUUCAGGGGUUGAACACGUUAUAGGAAAAUAUUUGGAAGAUAGAGAAGAUUAUAUAUUUGAAAAAGAAGAAGAUAUAACCAAAAGGGAUAAUUUUGUAACUUAUGUAGACAAAAUAAAUAACACUGGCAAGAAAAAACGUGUAACCAAGGACAAAAUAUUUACCGAAGAGGGUACAAGUGCUUCUAAGAAGGGUAAACAAAGUUGUCGUGAGAAUAAUGUCGAAAGUGAUGAAACUAAAAUAAUACGUGAUUUGAUCCAAAAUAAGGAAGUAAAAAAAUCCUUUUCUUUUUCGCUAAAUUUCAUAUCUCAGUAAAACAAAAUAAAAAUGA
Cydia pomonella (codling moth) is the source of this 1933-nucleotide messenger RNA. RefSeq names its product protein PFC0760c-like. The transcript has 3 exons. Bases 16 to 1917 code for a protein of 633 amino acids. NCBI's taxonomy places the organism in Eukaryota, Metazoa, Arthropoda, Insecta, Lepidoptera, Tortricidae. The record is from RefSeq and is a predicted model, not a curated record.